Pieris macdunnoughi is the source of this 2373-nucleotide messenger RNA. The record is from the annotation of a GenBank genome assembly. Lineage: Eukaryota; Metazoa; Arthropoda; Insecta; Lepidoptera; Pieridae.
AUGAAGAUUCACCUACAGUCAAAGCUAAUAUUAUUAUCGAUAGUAGCAUGUAGCUAUGGGGAUAAAUUAGAUAGAACAUAUCUUCCACCGGCAAAUGCAGGCUCUGCUGGUGGUAGUCCGGGAGCUUUAACAGCUCCAGGCUUGUCGAAUUUCGGGACGACAGGACCAGCCAAACAACCAUUUGGACAGCCUUCCAGACCUUAUUCUUUCGGUCAAGGUAAUCAACAAACGCCAGGCAAGCAAGAGUCAGGAUCUUUGAAUUUCGAAUCAAACCGGCCAUUUGGACUUACGUCUGGAUCUGGCGCAAGGAAACCCAGCCCGGUGUAUGGACCUGCUGACAGCAGACCAAACCAAGGAUAUAAUGGCUUAAUUUCUGGUUUUGGACCAAGUAAUUCUCAAGGUAACCAGCCACAAUCUUUGGAAUCGAAUACCCCCAAUGAAUUGGGUCAGCAAUAUUUUGGUAAUUCAUUUGGACCCAAUUCUGCUUCACCCUCUGGAUACAGCCAGAUAAACGGGCAAAACUUUGUAGGAAGUUCUUCACGACCUGAAUCUGAACGCCCUCAGGCGGCUGCUGAUAGGAACGCUGAAAUCCUCAAAUAUGUCAACGAAAACGACGGGGACAGAUUUACUUACAGCUUUGAAACAUCUAACGGAAUAACUGCUGAGGAAACAGGCGUAGCGUCUGGUGGUGUUAAAGCUCAAGGAGGUUAUUCAUAUACUGGUGAUGAUGGAAAAGCUUACACUAUUACGUAUACUGCUGAUGAACAAGGUUACCAACCACAAGGAGAACAUUUACCCACACCGCCCCCAAUUCCUGAAGAAAUAUUGAGGUCGAUAGAAAAAAAUGCACAAGCUGCCGCAGCUGGCACACAAGAAGGUGCUUACCGUCCAGAAGAUUAUGAAAACGAAGAUAAUUCCCAAGGUUAUUCAGGCACCACUUCUAUAAACAAGCCUCAGGGACAAGACCAGUUCUCAUCUCAACAAUACACCGCUCCAAUUGAUAAACCAGCAAGUUCUCAAAUCGGAUUUCAACAAACAAAACCUCAAUUCCAAAAUGUACCGACAAGUGAGACUAGUUACAAGGAUAGACUCACAAAUGGAGGAUCGAGUUUUGAACCGAUUAGGGCUUCCAAUCAGAAUGCAGGAUCAAUUAACCAAGCUCAGUCAGAGAGAAGACCUGGCUACCAGUACUCUCGCCCUCAGAACACACAGGACACUAAACAAGCUUUUGGUAGCCAGCCCGACCAAUCUCGUCCCCAGUUUGGAUCCCCAAUCCCUUCAAACUCUCCAUUUUCAAAAUCUGGAAAUGGACAGGCAUUAAACCCUUUCAACGGUGCCUCCAGACCCGAGUCUCAAAGCAUACCAAGUGGGCAAGACUAUUUCAAACCUAGUCAAGUGUCACAAUAUCAACAAUCUGGUUUUAAGCCCACUUCAAACCAACCAGGUCAGGGAUUUCAGUCCGAAAUAUCUCCAGGUCAGAAUUACAAACAAGAGUCUUCAGGUUAUCAGUAUCAACCAGGAAAUUCAGGUUUUGGUGUAACAACGCGACCAAGUUUCCCUAAUCAGCCCAGUUUUCAAAACUUAGACCAGGAUGCUACACCUCAGGGCGGAAGUCAAUAUCAAACCAACCCGUCCAACAACUUUUCGAACAGACCUUCAUCAAACCAACCAGGUCAGGGACCUCAGUCUAAAUUAUCUUCAGCGCAAAAUUACAACCAACAGUCUUCAGGCUAUCAGUAUCAACCAGCAAAUUCAGGUUUUGGGGUCACAGCACGGCCAAGUUUCCCUAAUCAGCCUCAAGGCGGAAAUCAAUAUAAAACCAACCCGUCAAACAAAUUUUCGAACAGACCUUUAAACCAACAGUAUCAACAAAACACCCAAGAUAUAACACUUUCCCCAAACGGUUUCAAUAGACCUAAUGGCGCACCUCAAAAUCAAGUUUCAGUGACUUCAAACAACUUGCCUGUAGUCCCUAACUCUAUUGCGAAACAAACCGCACCAAUUCAAGCACCAUACCAGUACCAACGGCCAUCUCAACCCUUCAACCAAAAUCAGGUGUCGCAAAAUGGUUUCAGGCAACCAGCAAGCCAAGGCCAGAUACCAUCUGGUGCCAAUAAACCUGCAUUUGGUUCACCACAAACUAGUUAUAACCAGCCAAUUCAAAGCCAGGGCCCAUUGCAAUCUAGUUUCAAUCAGAAUCCAGGUCAAAGCCAGACUAACCCUUCUCAAAUUCAAGGAUCGUCCUCUGGUUUCAACAGACCAAUCCAAGAUCAAGGAUCAAAACCGGUAUUUCCAUCUGCGAACCAACCAGAACAGUUCAGUGGACCUCGUCAACCACCAAGCUAUAACCCAGAGGAAGGCUACAAAUACUAG